AUGGCGGAUUCUGCGCACGCACCGUUGGAUACUGAAUGUUGCUUAAACCUGGAAAACAAAGCAGAGAUGGAGACGCUAAAAUCACCAGGACACAAAAACGACGACGCUAAAGAAGAAUGCACAAUCAGCGAGGAUCCGUUCAAGAAACCGGACAUUUUCGCCGCUCCUUCUGUAGCGUUGAAGAAAAACAAAUGUGUUCAGAAGCUCGUAGCUGAAACUGACAGCGAUGAACCUUUUAAAGAACCCACAGAAAAUCCUCAUCAGCCCUUUAAACAACAUUCUGGAAGUCAAACCCAAACUGAGAAGCCUGUUACAAAAGAAAAGCAGGUCCAUGUAUCACCAAAACCUGAGAUCUCAUGCAAAAAACCAGUUAAAGUGCCACCAAGUGGUAAAUUUCCUCCUCUUCCAUACACAGAGCCUCUAUGGGCAGGGGUACCAGGCGUCCCUUACACUUUUGAGUUGCUUAAGAACGGUGCCAUACUGGACACAGUGCCUCUCACUCAGCAGAGUUACUUUGUGGUGGGACGCUUACCUGUGUGUGAUAUUUCUCUGGAGCAUCCGUCCAUAUCACGCUAUCAUGCUGUAGUGCAGUAUCGUGGGAAGUCAGGAGACACCGGUGUUGUUGGGGAGGAGCUUGGAUUCUACGUGUUCGAUCUGGGGAGUACUCAUGGCACCUUUGUAAACAAGAACAAGAUCCCUCCAAAAACGUAUAUAAGGCUGCAUGUCGGCCACGUCCUGAAGUUCGGGGGGAGCACGAGGCUCUUUAUCCUUCAGGGUCCUGAAUCGGAUGAAGAGGCUGAGUCGGAGCUAACGGUUACAGAGCUGAGAGAGCGGGCCAGGAAGCAGAAAGAAGAGCUAGAAAAGAGGAUGAUGGGCGACGGCUCAGACGAUGACAUUGAUGACGAUGACGAUAAGGAGGAGAAGAAUGUUGAGAGAGUUGCUUGUGGAAGAAGUGCUGCGGACGACAGUGGCUGCUCAUGGGGAAUGGGAGAGGAUGCAGCCCCAGAGGAGGAUGAAAAUGAGGAGAAUCCAUUUGCCACAGAGUUCCAAGAGGACCAGGAAGCAGCCUACCUAAAAGAUCCCAAAAAGGCUUUGCAAGGGUUCUAUGAUCGAGAAGGAGAAGAAUUGGAGUUUGAGUAUGACGACAAAGGGCAUGGAACCUGGCUGUGCCGAAUCAAGUUGCCGGUGGACGAUGCUCUGGGUAGGCAACUGAUUGCUGAAGUCACACACUCUGGUAGAAAGAAGGAGGCAGCUGUACAGUGCUGUUUGGAGGCGUGUCGUAUGCUGGAGGUUCGAGGUCUGCUGAGGCAGGAGGCAGUCUCUCGCAAGCGUAAAAAGAAAAACUGGGAGGAAGAAGACUAUUACGACAGCGAUGACGACUCCUUUCUGGACAGGACGGGUACUGUUGAAAGGAAGAGGAAACAACGCAUGAAGAAAGCCGGCAAGAUCCAUGAGAGGCCAGAGACCUACGACUCUCUGGUUGCUAAGCUUGCUGAAGUGGAGAAAGAACUGGCUACGACUGAGAACACACUCAGUUCUUCUGGGAAAGAGGGCUCCAGCUCGGCUACAGAGGACCCUCUGGACGCGUUUAUGAGUUGUGUGCGCAGUCAGGCUGAUGUUGAUGUGGUACAAAGGAAGAAGCUGCAUGUCCAGGUGGCUGAGCUGAAGAAGGAAGUGCAGCGACUGCAGAGGCUCAUCGAUUUAACCAGACCAACAGAGCUGCCCUCGUUGCAGAGCCGGUCUGGAAAUGACCCAUCAGAGCCUGACAAACCCAAGAAGUUAGCCCUGCCUUUGUUUGGUGCUAUGAAGGGUGGAGGCAAAUUUAAAUUGAAGACAGGGACCAUAGGGACGUUGCCAGCCAAAAGGCCCAACCUGCCGCCUGAGCUCUUCAACAUGAAAGAGCUACCGCCUGGCGGAGAGGAGGAAGAUGACGAGGAUGAGCAACAGGAUGGAGAGCAGAAGACAUAUGACAUGGACAAAGAGUUUAAAGAUGAGGAGAAAGAGAGCACAGCUGCUUCAGAGUUUGAUAUGGAGCCAUCGCAUGUUGAUGAGACACAACACGAUGACACCUCAGAUGCCGGAAGACACUCAGGAGAAACCUGUUCACGGAGCCCUAAAGAGAAAACCCAGGACUCAGAGAGACCAACAGUAAAGAGGCCUUCCUCACAUGGAAAAGAAAAGGCUCAUUCUAAAGACUCCUCCUCAGCACCUCAAGGGGAAGUCCAACCUCCUCUGAAGAAGAGUGGGAAGAUGAUUGGUCCCAGCAGGCCUCCAAGCAUCGUGUCCAAACAGUACCCAGAGGACGAUCCUGAUUACUGUGUGUGGGUUCCUCCAGCAGGUCAGACCGGCGAUGGACGGACCCAUCUUAACGACAAAUACGGCUACUGAGAGCCAGAAGGUUUUAUUGGUGUCAGUGUGAUUGGUGUAAGGGCAGCUGACAAAAUACUCCAUUCCCUCAAAUGUCUGGAUGGUUUAUGGUGACUUGAGCACUUGAGACUUGCAUUUUCUUGCAUUCUUUUGGCUUCCAUCUGUGUUCGCACUUACAAUGUGUUCUUAGUGCACAGCACAAAUGGGUCUGGAAAAGGAAGCCAAGGAGGACGUUAAAUCAGUGGAGAUGGGAACAUGACGAGCACUUAGAUCUUCUGCAUUCCGAAUCCUAUAUGUUCACCCACAGCUAGAUAGUCAUACUGGAUAAUUAAAGGGAAAAAACCCACUAUGAAUGACUUGCAUAUUAAAUGUUAUAAUUAUCAUGUG
This is a messenger RNA of Tachysurus fulvidraco (yellow catfish), 2754 nucleotides long. RefSeq names its product solute carrier family 4 member 1 adaptor protein. NCBI's taxonomy places the organism in Eukaryota, Metazoa, Chordata, Actinopteri, Siluriformes, Bagridae. The record is from RefSeq and is a predicted model, not a curated record. Gene Ontology annotation, molecular function: mRNA binding; protein binding. The coding region runs from base 1 to 2388 and encodes 795 amino acids. The transcript is spliced from 14 exons.